This is a messenger RNA of Meloidogyne enterolobii, 631 nucleotides long. The record is from the annotation of a GenBank genome assembly. Lineage: Eukaryota; Metazoa; Nematoda; Chromadorea; Rhabditida; Meloidogynidae.
GCCAUGGGAUCAGAUUAUUUUAGAUUUUUAGUAGUAUUUUUUUGGACCCGAGAGCUAUGCUAUAUUAUAUUUACUUCAAAAAAUUAUUUUACAAAAAAAAUCCCUCUUUUUUUUAGUUAUGUAAUUGGCAAUAUAAUAGGCUCUGGUAUAUUUAUAGCCCCGUCAACAAUAAUUCGACAUACAGAAUCUGCCGGUCUUUCCCUCCUUGUUUGGGUUAUUGGUGCUUUAAUUGCUUUUCUUGGUUCUUUAUGUUAUAUAGAAUUGGGUACAAGUAUAAGAGAAGCUGGUUGUGAUUUUGCCUAUAUUUGUUAUGUUAAGUGGUUGGUAAUAAAAACUUAAAUAAAAUGUUAAAAAUAGAAAUCUUGGAUGGAUUUAGUCCAAAAAUCUUGGGUAUUGAGAAUCUUCCCCGUUUAACGGAACAAAUACUAAUUUGUGGAAUAACCGGGAAAAAUGAGAGGGAUAGAGUAAAAAUGACUAGAAGGGAUUGGGAUCGGGGCUGUCCACAAUUGCGGAUUUCGUAAAUUGCAUGGUUGUUUUUUGAACUGGCGGAGCUGCGGAAAUUUUUUUCCACUUGCGGACAGACCUGGUUGGGAUAAGGUUGGAGAUAUUAAAAAUGAGAGCGUCUACCUUA